This is a messenger RNA of Hemibagrus wyckioides, 3009 nucleotides long. RefSeq lists its product as uncharacterized. The record is from RefSeq and is a predicted model, not a curated record. The transcript has 9 exons. Gene Ontology annotation, cellular component: external side of plasma membrane. The coding region runs from base 1 to 1161 and encodes 386 amino acids. Gene Ontology annotation, biological process: cell surface receptor signaling pathway; immune response; cellular response to lipopolysaccharide. NCBI's taxonomy places the organism in Eukaryota, Metazoa, Chordata, Actinopteri, Siluriformes, Bagridae.
AUGCAGCCGUCUUCGCCGAGCUCACACUGUGAUCUCUCUGGUGAUAAUGACCUGGUAGAAAUCACCCAACACCAAGGAGAUUCAGUUCUGUUACCCUGCUCCUGCUCUGACCUGAACACCAAACCUCAGACAUUCACCUGGAUGACCUUCAGAACAGGACCUUCGACUGACGUGUUAAAUGAUGAACACUACCGUGGCAGACUUCAGCUGUUUAAUAACAUUUCUCCUGGUAAACUGUCUCUGUUCAUAUCUGACCUGAGAGAAGAGGAUCAGGGAGUCUACAGGUGCAGCACUGAGAAGGGACUCAGAGACAUCACAAUUUAUGUUAAAGGCUGUGAUCUCUCUGGUGAUAAUUAUCAGGUGUUUAAUGGACACCCAGGAGGUUCAGUUCUGUUACCCUGCUCCUGCUCUGACCUGAACACCAAACCUCAGACAUUCACCUGGAUGACCUUCAGAACAGGAUCUCUGACUGACGUGUUAAAUGAUGAACACUACCGUGGCAGACUUCAGCUGUUUAAUAACAUUUCUCCUGGUAAUCUGUCUCUGUUCAUAUCUGACCUGAGAGAAGAGGAUCAGGGAGACUACAGGUGCAGCACUGGAUUCUGGGAAUACAGAGACAUCAGGAUUAAUGUUGAAGUAGGAAGAAGAGAAACUUCAACACACUCGGGGAAAACAGACAGAAGACCUCCAUCAGAACAGCCUCCAAGUAAAACAACAAACUCUCCACCUUCAUCAUCCUCAACAACACUGGAACAAGAAAGCAAAGCAACUUCAGCUCUCUCAAUGAAAACACACAGAAGACCUCAAUCAGAACAGCCUCAAAUCACACCAAAAACCUCUUCACCUUCAUCAUCCUCAACAACACUGGAACAAGAUGAACAAGAAACUCAUAGCAGCCUCCCUCUGGUGUUCGGCAUUGCGGCAGCUUUUCUGUCGGUGAUAGUCGGUGUAGUGGCAUUUAUUUGUUGGAGAUGCAAAGGAGGAAGAUGUGGAAAGAAGGUGAUUACUGAAGGACGUCCAAAGCAGAAGGAUCAGACUGUACCUGAUGUUACUUACUCUACUGUAAGCCACAUUCACACAGCCGGAGCAGCUCAGGUCCAGAUCAACGCUGGAGAGAAAACCGAAUACGCCAGCAUUAAAAAAGAAAAAGAAGAAAAAUGAAAGUUCAUCACCCUGUUUUGUGUAAGACGACUGCUGUAGAAGUUGUGUUUGUUUGUGACUGUCGUGGGAAAGUCGUCUGGACUGAAUGUGGAUUUCAAAAUGAGUUUUUGUAAAACACACUUAUAGUUAGUUAAAGUGUUUGUGACAGUGGUCUUGUUGAGUGUGGAGUAUUACACAGUGUUCUUUCUGCAUGGUACAAUGCUACAACGUCCUCUACAUUAGUUGUCUCUGUACACAGUGACCUGGCUGAUGCUUGAUAAUGUCUGUAUAGCUGAUAUUAUUGUGUGAAGUUAUCUUCAUGCUGAUGAAUUGUACAACCUGCUUCACUGUGAGAACAAGUGCUGAGAACAGACACAGUGCAGGACCGCUGAUGUGAACCAGUCCUGUGGUUGUACCUCAUGCAUUACAUCAGACUCUAUUAUUAUUAUCAUUAUUAUUAUUAUUAUUAUUAUUAGUAGUAGUAGUAGUAGUAGUAGUAGUAUUUAGUCCCCUGGUGGUAAAGCUGCAGGAUCCCAUGCUCUCAUUCCUGCAGCCCGGGUUUAAUUCCUGUGUAGGGCACUAACCCAGACACUGAGGGAUUAACUCUCAGUGUCCAGAUGAAAUGGGAGGGUUGAAUCAGGAAGGGCAUCAAAUAUAUGGACCAGAUGAUCUGCUGUGGUAACCUCCAACAGGGAGCAGCUGAAAGAAAAACAACAACAUUAUCACUAUUUAAACACAAUUAUUAUUAUCUAAAUGUUAGCUAUUUGUGAUCAAAUCACAGGUUUAAAUAAAAGUGUUUCAGACGUAGAAAUCAGGCAGUGUCAAAACUGCUGCCUGUGUUAUUCAGCUGAGAGCGGGUAUAUUUUGGCACAAGUGACUUUUUUAACUAAUUAAGUUUUAUAAAGUCACUCUUACUGCUGCUGAAAUGGGUUCCAUAUACAAUGUUUAAGGAUUUUUAGGGAUCCUGUUUUUCACACAAUCAGCUUUUUUCCAGACAUCUCACCAGGUCUGAUUUAGUUCAUGUUCAACUUGCUCCUCUGGGGUUCAGGGUUUGAUUCUCUCCCCUGCCCUGUGUGUAUGAGAAGUUAGAAUCUUCUCCCUGUGCUUUUUUGGUCUCUUUAAGGUCCAAAGACAUGCAUUGUAGGCUGAUGAACAUCUUUAAAAUGUAUUUUGUGUGUAAAUGGGUGUGCAGAUUUCUCUAUGUUGGUAGCCCAUCCAGGGUGUCCCCCGAGUUCCCUUUGUGUAGGAUAUGGUUUACAGAAGAUGGGUGGAUGGAUUUUUUUGUUUGUAUAAUACUUCUAAAAUGAUAUUAGAUCUAUUAAACUUUUCUUUGGUUUUGCUUUGUGGUGGACACAUGGAAUACUUGUGUAAAUCAAAACCAUGCAUGGUCACAACUUUAUUAGGAUAUUAGCAUGAAAUGUAUGUUUAAGCAAUACAUUUGUAGUUGUUUGUAGCUUGUUUGUUACUUAUAUGGCAAAUAAAAUGACAACAAUGAAGAAGGAUAUUUGAAAAUUGUAAUGUAGCACAAUCACAACCAUAAUAUUUUCUAUUUUUGUGCAUAAAAACAUUGAAGCACAGAAUUUUAUCAGCAGAUCACAGUGAAUGCAUCUCAGAAUUAUAAAAGGUUAAAGCUACGAACAGCUUCAAAUAAAUGACUGCAAUAAUUACUUUUGACCACCAGAAGUCACGUCAUGUCUACGUUUUCAAUGUUCCGGCACAUCAGGAAGAACAAUCUUGUGAUUUCCUGUUUACAUACACAGCAAAUGUAAUUAAAAUGUAAUAAGCCUUUAGUUAAAUCUUAUUUGUUAAAAAAAGAAUGCCCUUAUAAAAGAAAUGUUCAGCCAUGCUGUAAAUAAAGAAUUACAAUUG